AUAACUUCGAGCAAAGCUUUGGGUUAACCUGCGCCAACGCCACCUUCAACCAACUGUUGAUCCUGAACAUUUUUAUGAAGCGCACCACCACCUACAAUACAUAUUAUCAGAGUCCUAUCGAUGGAACAGAACGGCAAUAUCGCCCAACCUCGAGUGAAUACGGCUAUUGUAUGGACUCUUUGUUCGGUGAUGCUUGAAAACCCCCACGGCUUGGGCUAUAGAAUUGUCCACAUUGAGGCAACUGCGGCUUUUGCUGAUCUACAUGCCAUGGUAUAUUUCAAGUUGACCGCUAAGACAAUCACUGAGCUUCUCAAAACAUACACACAUCAACAUUCUGGAUAUAACAUACAUAGUUGGUUGAAAGGCUACAGAUACCUUUUUUCAGUAUUAGCCGAGUGUUGGUGUUGUAUACACUUUGGAGACUUGCAGGAUUUUUGGGAUACAGAGGAGGAUGGUGAACUACCGCUCAAUAUCUGCAACAGUGUUAAGUUAGACGUGCUGGGACUACUUUCCUCUUUAGGAUUAUAUGAUAACUAGCCAGCCCAUCAUAUAUGAACGUGUUUUACGUCAGAAACUCGAUAACUAGCUGAGUCUGAAGACAAAAGUAUCGGAAAGCAGAAUCCCAUAUUUCGCCACUACGUUUUUAUUGGUGCCUUGGUGGUCUUACGCAUAAUGUUGAGUCAACCUUCUCCGCAAGACCCCCUUCUAUUCUUAC
Messenger RNA from Aspergillus pseudotamarii, 715 nucleotides. RefSeq lists its product as uncharacterized. The transcript is spliced from 2 exons. The coding region runs from base 121 to 537 and encodes 138 amino acids. The record is from RefSeq and is a predicted model, not a curated record. Lineage: Eukaryota; Fungi; Ascomycota; Eurotiomycetes; Eurotiales; Aspergillaceae.